AUGGAGCUAGGAAUUGGGUGGAUCUGGGAAUUGGGUGGAGUGGAGAGUAAGGAAUUCUGCAACAAGUACUACCUGGCGACGCACCGCGCCGCGAAGCACACAUUUGUGGCGGCGCGUGUGGGUGACGGUCACUCAUCAUUCGGAAUGCUCCAAUCGCAUCUACCCGACUUUGCUGGACUUCGCGCCGAUAUGGCUAAUGCAUCGAAUGCUUCCGGAAACGCACAAACGCAACUCGAUUUGAAUCAACUCGUUUUGGCAAGCUUGGAUCCGAGCACACUGGCCAACAAUCCACUCCGCUCGCUCUACAUGAGUCAAUUGGCGCAAAUCUCCGGCGGCAGUCCAUCGCCAGCCAGCUCAGCGCCAAGUUCGGCUUCAGAGAGUCAACCGACAACCACUCAUCCAACUUCUCACGGAGACGCCACCCCGCCGGCCACCGAGAGUGCCCAAGCGAGUGCCCAGUCGGCACCACAAAUGCCCAAUUGGUUUCAACAGGCAUUGCUACCACAACAAGCCGCACUAGCUGGAUUGCCAGCGGGAAUGUCAACACUUCUCGAGCAGAUGAGCGGCGGUCUGCCGGGACUCAACCCAAUGGCUUUAGCUGCUGCACUCGCCGGUGGAGCACCUCCAAUGACUCCAAACACUGCUGCGAGUCUUUUCGGACAAAUGGCCACUUCACCACAGAAGGAAGCAAUGUGCACAAUUUGCGACAAAUCUUUCUGUAAUCGUUUCUUUUUGAAGACACACAUGGAGAAGAAGCACGGACUGAUCCUCGACGAAACCAGCAGCCCACAAAAGACGACCAGCCCGCUAUCUGGCUCGGCUUUCCCAUUUCUUCCUCCAUCGACUUCAGCUGGAAUGCCCACUCAAUCAGUGAUUGUUAAUGGAAACGAAGAGGGAACUCCGAGGAAACUCGAUCGAAUGGAAACCGAUGAGGACGAGGCGGAAGCGGCUCACAAAUCUUCUGUCGACUUCUUGUUAGCCUCAAUGCGCGGGACUUUAUCGAGUUGUGACGAGUGUGGCCGUGACUUCCCGACAGUUUUCGAAAUGAUCGCCCACAAAGCUCGAGAGCAUCCAAAUGACAAGGAGAACCCAUUUAUACGGUGCGGUGAGUGCAGUGAGAUGUUCGAUUCAGCCGAAGCAUUGCAACAACAUGCCACCAUUGCACAUACAGGAAUUACAAGGCAACUCUUAUCCGGCCUUCUCCCGCCCGGCUUUCCCUCACUUCCAUUUCUCCUUCCGCAAGGAAUGCCUCCACAAUUCGCCGGACUUGAUGCUCUCGAUCCCACCAAUCUAGCCAUGUUACAGCAAGGGGUCAGCCCGCCGAAAUCGAGUGCUGGUAGUGCACAAAAGAGAACCUAUGCGAGCAAUGGGAAAAACUACUGUGAUCUCUGCAAUAAGGAGGUUUGCAACAAGUACUUCCUUCGCACGCACAUGUUGAAAAUGCACGGAAUCGUAAUUGACGAGAACAAGCUCGUGAUAUCGAACAUCGACACCGUCGAGAAGGAGCGAAUGGGCGGAAUCACAUUCAGAUGUGACAUUUGCCUGGUGGAGCUGAAAUCCCGGCAACUCCUUCGGCAGCACAAACAGGAAACCCACGGUGUGGCGCCUCUAUCGACUCCUCAGCGCCCCAUCAAACCGCCACAACCAACCACUCCCACUCUCUCGACUCCAACACUCACUCUCAAUGGUACACCCUCAUUUUUGAGCGAGGCUCUCUUCGAGAAGUGCGUGAUUUGCGAGAAACGCGUUCACCCGGCGACUCUCUCACAACAUAUGGCAAACGAGCAUCCCGCCGAUCUUCCAGCUCACAUACUGGCUCAGUUGAAGAGCUUCCAACCACAAACACCGGAAAUCGUCUCCUGCAGGUAUUGCCCAGCGAGAUUCAAAGAGGAAUCCGAAUCCCAGCUACACAUGAUCACUCAACACGCCGCCGAAUUGCUGGCCGCCACUGCUGAUGAGCUGAAAAAAGAAGAAGGCGUAGAACGAUGUCCACAGUGCCCGUAUCAGACGAAGAACGCUCGAAAUUUGGAGAUCCACAUGGAACGGCAUGAGAGACUCAACGAAAUCAAAGGUGACGAUGACGAUGAUGCCUUGAAGAUCACCCAAGAAGUCGCGCUCAAAAUGGCCGAGUUGAACAAGUUCACUCAACCCUUCACCUCGGCUUCACUGCCGAAACCCGAACUGAAAGUGAAAUGUGACUUUUGCAACCGCAUCUACUCGAAUCAGGAUGCGCUAACUCACCACAAGCAGACAAUCCAUCAAUUCCGGACAAAGAUGCGCCCGAGCACUCAACGAGCUUUGCGCAAACUCGGAGUUUGCUUUACUUCUUUAGGCAAGAAAGCCCGUUUCCCAUGCCGAAAGUGCUCGAAGCGAUGCUGGACACAGGAGGAACACCUCAAGCACUUUGUCACUCAUUUGGGUGUAUCAAAGCACGAGAAAGUCGAGAAGAUCGAUGGUGGAUCGAGGACAAAAGAAGAGCACACUGUGCCACACGUCGAGGGUCACAGUCAUACGUCUGGAUCCGUGUCCCCAUCUGGAGCCUCGUUGCCUGAGGGUUUUGCUCGGCCGACAGCGCCCGCAUCAAAUCAAUCCUAUGUCAUGCAAUCAUUUGUCCUCCGGGAAAACCCCUCCGCCACUUCUGGAGCUUUUCCGAAUGAGUUGUUGUGCCAUCUCCCCGUGCGAACACCCCUAUCGGGCUCAUUGUCAGUGACUUUCGACGUGAUCCCACACACUUCACAACCCUCACCCACCGGAUACCCUAUC
This is a messenger RNA of Mesorhabditis belari, 2763 nucleotides long. NCBI's taxonomy places the organism in Eukaryota, Metazoa, Nematoda, Chromadorea, Rhabditida, Rhabditidae. The record is from the annotation of a GenBank genome assembly.